AUGGCUCCAUUUACCAAAGGCGUCAACGACAACAGUAACCUCAACAGUCGAGCCGCUCCGAGCACUCCCAGCUCUGAAAAUAACAAUCAUCACUCGGGUUCGCCUGUGAUGCACCCGAUGAGACAUUUCCACUCCAUAACAUCGUUUGUUGGAAAAAAGAUUGAAGCUGGAAAUCAACAAACAAACAAAUUCUUUUCUUCUCUAUUGUCUGCACUUCCGAAUCCCAACAUUCCAAAUGUAAAAAUUCCUCUCAUGAAUGAAUUGAAACAAGUCAACUCUACAGUAGUGAAGAAAAUCAAACAAACAACAAAAAAUCAAAAGAUUGGAAUUUCAUUUUCGGAAUGGAUCAGCUUUAGAAAGCCCAAGCAUGAAAUGGAAGAAUCGAACGUACAACAAUUGUCAAAGAUCGAUUCAGUGAGUAGUAGCAUGGAUGAAGAGAUUAGCAUCAAUCUCUCACAAUUACUGUCACAAUUGGAUGGAUUGGAUCAAGAUGAUGAGAUGGACAAGUACACUAAAUUCGAAAAGAUGGAGGCUUUUCGAAUGUGUUUACAGUGUGUGUAUAUGCCAUUAUUUCCUCAAUUAUCUCUUAACAGAGACGACAAGCUUGAAACAUCCAAUGAUAUUGACCUCAAUCUACUAAAGCAAACUCUCAAGACCAGCUUUUCUAGCAUUGUUAAUGAGAGAGAGUUUAAUGAAGCCUGGAGAAAUAUUGACAAUCAAUAUUUUCCAUUUCGAUCAAAAAAUACCAUCGCUCAGAAUAGUGCUGGAAGUGAUCUUGUGAAAAAUGCAAUUUUAUUCCGAAAAUAUUUGGCUGAGAAUGAUUUAAAUCCUGUAUAUAAUAUCAAGAAGUAUGCAAACCAAGCAGAGUAUAAUAACUGGAAGAGAGAUGAGCUGAAUCAAAUAUCCAUUUUACUCAACACCAUCGAUCAACAACGAACCUCUGUAUUUUUAGGAAGUUUAACCUUGUAUCUAAACAUGCUCACAAUUGAUAUACAAAAAGCGUUCAAAAAAAAUGCCAAUAAUAAGCGUCAAUUAUUCUACAAGGUUAGCUAUGUAAAGCAUGUAAAUACUUCACCAAUCGUCUUCGAGUCUGACAAAAUCGAAGAAGAAGGAAUGAUAGUAAAUGGAAGAAAGGACAUUCCUCUCCCCGCCAACGUUGAUCACAAUAUUACGACCUCUGUCGAGGAUCAAGACAUUGUCAUUGAAUUUUACCACUCACAACUGAAAGGUUUAAAAAAAAGUCAUUUUGCAUCAGCAAAAAUUAGCUUAUCGAACAUUAUGAGAAAAGUUUACGAUGAAGAGGGUAUUUGGGGAAGCAACAAAUUUUCUCAAAUUAUUGACUGUUACUCUACAGAGUCUAGUGCUUCUAAUGACAACAUCAUUGGAUGUUUAUCAAUAUCAGGAGAUGUCACCUUUAGGAGAUAUCCUAAAAAUGCAGUUGUACAAUCAGAUUUUUCGAAAGAAAAUAGAAUUGAUUGGAUUGAACAGUACAAAAUAGUGCUCAAAUGUCUCAUUAAGGCAAGGGAGAAUUUGAAAGACACCCUAUGCGAAGCAUUCUUAUGUCCUAGCCAAGCAUGGAUUUUGAACGACUUUGAGAAACGAUACGGAAUCACUGAAACAUACAAGCGAUUGAUAUAUUUGGAGGUGUUUGCCUCAAACAUCAAAUUAGCCAUAACAUUCUCUGAAGACUUACAAAAGUGUUUAGAGCUACUUGACAACAAUAUUGAGAGUAAGCAUUUUCAAAUGACACUGGCAGAGAGAAAUAGAUAUUUUGAUUUGACAGAAAUUUUGGUGAAAAAGAUUGAAAAAGCUCUCAAGAAAUUUAUCUCCAUGUUUCCAAAGAACCAGCCACCUGGAGCUCUUAAAUCAUUUGUUUUUGUUCACCGCCUUCUGUGCUGUGAUUAUAACAAUCACAUUAGUGAGAAUGAUUACAAAAAGAAGCUCAAACACAUUAUUAACACAGCUCUCCAAGAUCAUCUGGAUUUAAUUCUUAAGGAUAUCAUGACAAGCUUGGGAAUUGACCAAAUGAAUGGGCCAGUGCUAGUAGAAUUAUGUAAAGAGCUUGUUACUGUGGUGGACUCAGUAUUCUAUUACUAUGGCGUUUUUCCAUUUGAAACCUUUGAAAUGGAUUGUCUGCAAUUCUAUUAUUCCAAAUUUGAAUAUUUCAUCAAUGAAUGCAAAAAGAACAAUACUAUUAAUGGAUUUUACAUGCUGACCUUAUGUAGUACCAUGAAAGCCCUCCAUGAUGAAAUUCGCAAUGACUUUUCAGAGAAGGAUCUUGAAAAAUUCAAAUUCAUCGAUUGUCAAGCGCUUAGCGCUGGAUAUGCUGAUAGAUACAUUGGUGAAUUGAGAGACAUUUUAUCGAAAUGGAUCAAACAAUCAAUUGCUGUGGAUACAUUUGAACCCGUUACAGACAGCACCAUGCACAGUACUUCAGUAGUGGACUAUUUCACUUCUGUGAAUCAGGUCUUUGAAAUGUUGAAACAAUUAGAUUUCUCAAAUUCAGAUUUAUUUAUGAGAUUCGCUGAGCUGGUCAUUCAAAUCACAACCACAGAGUAUGCCAAGAAGCUCUCGGAUAUGUGUCUUAAUGAAAUUCAUAGCAGUCAGUCCAUGAAUCAGUCAGAAUCUGAAAAACAAUCCUCUGGCAUGCUCUUUAAUCUCAUUCCAAAAGCAUUAUCGAAAGGUUUAUCCUCGUCCUCAAAUAUCAAUAUUCUUCCGAUUGGAAUUUCCAAACAAUUUGUGAUUCGUCUCAACGAUAUUGAAGCUUGUAGACAAAUGUUACAAAAUGUUGUUCAAACCAUAUUCGAUAGUACUGCAUGGCAAGAAUAUGAAGAUCAAGAAGAUGCACUUUUAGAUAUGGACGCUAACGAGGAUGGUGAUAUUGAUUUUGACUCCCUUGAAAAGAAGUCCAAUGAAAAAUCAAAAGCCAUCGAAGAAGAGUUCCAGAAAAAAUCAAACUUGACGAUUCAAAAAUUUUCAAAACAAUUCAACGAAAUGCUUUUUGACUUGACCUUAAUGACAGCCAACAUUUUUCAAGCAUCUAUUCGAAAUACCAUUACACACAUUUUACAGGAAGCUAAAAAAGACCUACAGAAAGUAUCUGGAAAGACAGAAGUCCUCAAACUCUUUCAACACAAAUCCGAUAGUUUUCUUGAAAAUACGCUAUUUAAAUCAGUUUUGACUCCUGCUCUCGAAAUUCUCUCUCAAAAUUGCUUACCUGAACUCUUUCAGAAAAUACUUGAACGACUUUUUACCAUAGUAGUUGAAGAAUUGUCUCUCAUGUUAUUUGACCCAUCUAAUUUCACAAAGAAGCAACAAGAUCGAGUAUUUCUCACUCCUCAACAGGUCUAUGUAUUGGAAUCCAUGUUGGAAUUGUUCAUUAUUUAUUUCUGUGGAAAUGAAGAGGAUAAAAACCAUGAUGACUCUUGUGGUUUGAUUUCAAAGGCCUUCAUCAAGAGUAAGAGCAUGCUGUUGAGCAAAUUGUGCAAACUCUAUAUUCAAUCGACAGAAAAACUUGAAAGUCAUUUACAAAAACUUUCCUGCAAACCUCUAUUUGCUGAGAGACAUCCCAUUAAGGCGUACCAUAUUGUCUAUGUUUUUUUCUCAAGAAAGAAGUCGGAUCAGAAAGCUCGUAAACUAUAUCAUGAGAAUAGUGAUAAGGCCAAAAUGCAACGCCUUAUUGCCAAAUUCAACAUAUAUGCACGAUAUACCAUUGUUGAGGGUUCUGUCAAAUUGCCAUUACUAUUCAGCGCCACGUGUUCAGACUCGACAAAAUAUGCAUCAGGAACGUUACAUGUGGCUGGCACUUUUCUUCUUUUCGAGUUUAGAUCUUCCAAUGUAUAUCACAGAAUUUCAUUGAAUGAUAUUACUACGAUUCACUUGACAGAGGGAAUGUUCUCUCGAAAGGGCAUUUCCAUUCACUUUAACACUUCUUCAAAUUCUGCCAUUUUCGUUGGUUCCACCUCCAAUCAGAAAAAUGGUGUGAAAUUUUAUUUUGCAGAGGAAGGAUUGAGAACAUCGCUCAUGGAAUGUCUUCAAACUCAAUUCAAAUCGCUGAAUAGAAAUGAUGUGAAAAUUAUUAAUGAAAAUAAUGCCACCACAACCACUCCUAAUAAGAGUAAGCCAUUUUCAUUCCCAUUAUUUGGAAAAAAGAGACCUAUCACUUCAGAAUCCAGUGAUUCUAUUGUUUCCAUAAUUGAAGGCGUUGUGUCAGAUGAUGACUCUGAAGAAUCGAGAGAGGAGGUCAUCAAGAAGAGAUUUGACGUUGCCAACGAUGAGGUGUGUAUUACAGAUUUUUCAGCGAGCGUCAAAAUUGCACAAAAUUCAACCUUCCAAGCCUCCAUCUUUAUUUUCACAAGCAGCUUUUGCGUGUAUUCUGUGGCUGUGAGCGUUUGUGAGAAAUUCGCUUGGAAUCGAGUUCAGAAACUGACAUGCUCUUCAUCCGACGGAAGUCUACUCAUUUCACUGAAGGACUUUGGUGACGUGACCAUUUCCAACACUCUUAAGGCAAAUACUCUGGAGUUUUUGAAUCAAUUCAACAAGUGGAAAUCUCUCACUGACAAUGUUCAAACCAAAAAGUCUCAAACUCUCAAUUUGGAAAAUUUAUUGACCUUAACCGAAGAACAAGCGAAUCGAUACUUUUUACAAAAGUUUCAAUUGCACAAGAUUAGCUCAAAAGAAAAACUCGUGACCUAUUUUAUUAUUUGUAACAAUCAAAACAACAUUCCAAAUGGUAUUGCUUUUGUGGCUGAACAAUAUUUAUGUUUUGAGAUUUUAUUCAAGCCCGAAGCCAAAGACACAGUCAUUCCAUUCACAAGUAUUCAACGUGUGAAACAAAAACAAUCCACAGAUCCAGAAAGCCAAUUAGGUAUUAUUCAUAUUGAAACGGCUCAUAAUUUGAGUUAUGAUUUCGUUGUGAUUCAUUCUGCAAUGCCAUUCACUUCUCUCUUUCAACUCGUUGCAUCCAAAACAAAACGAAGUCAAACCUUUUCCCUUAAUCCCUUCUCGAUGAUUAGUACAGGAAUGGGCAUGAUUGGAAGUUUGAAACCACCUUUAUUCUCUUAUGGAAAUUCGAGUACUAGUAAUGGGAGUAGCAAUAACAAAAUCCAGAAUUAG
Naegleria lovaniensis is the source of this 5115-nucleotide messenger RNA. RefSeq lists its product as uncharacterized. Lineage: Eukaryota; Heterolobosea; Eutetramitea; Acrasida; Naegleriidae. The coding region runs from base 1 to 5115 and encodes 1704 amino acids. The record is from RefSeq and is a predicted model, not a curated record. The transcript is spliced from 2 exons.